This is a messenger RNA of Kwoniella shivajii, 1419 nucleotides long. RefSeq lists its product as uncharacterized. Gene Ontology annotation, biological process: transmembrane transport. The coding region runs from base 1 to 1419 and encodes 472 amino acids. Gene Ontology annotation, cellular component: membrane. Gene Ontology annotation, molecular function: transmembrane transporter activity. The record is from RefSeq and is a predicted model, not a curated record. NCBI's taxonomy places the organism in Eukaryota, Fungi, Basidiomycota, Tremellomycetes, Tremellales, Cryptococcaceae. The transcript is spliced from 6 exons.
AUGUCAUCAUCUACCCUUCGCCCAGAAUCGGAGGAAAAUAAGGAUCGAAGUACAGAUAUGGAAAGAGGAUCCGCAUCAGACUAUCCUCCUCCGUCUCGAUCGGGGAACGAAGGUUCACGAGAGAAAACAACACAGCCUCAAGGUGAAGAAGGUAGCGCUCAACCACCGAAAGACGGUGAUGAGGACGAUAUACCUGAUGGUGGUUAUGGUUGGGUCAUAGUAGGCUGCUUAAUAGCUAUGAAUGCUGUGACGUGGGGUAUAAAUACAACAUAUGGAGUGUUCUCAUCGUACUAUCUCUCAAACAACUACUUUGAAGGCGGAUCAACAUUGAAAUACGCUUGGGUUGGAGGAUUGAGUGUAGCAACUUGUCUACUGUGCGGACCACUGGCAAACGCCAUCAGUAGAUGGCUUGGUUUCAGAACAACAAUGAUGUUUGGUACAGCAUUUGUCGUAUUAGGCCAAUGUAUGGCAGGGUUAUGUAGAACAUACGGAGAGUUCCUAUUUUGUCAAGGUAUCCUGUUCGGCACAGGUCUCGGAUUCACGCUUGUUCCUAGUCAACCUUUACUAGCACAUUGGUUCAAGAGAAGAUUGGCUUUAGCGCAGGGGAUAGCAACUUCCGGCUCAGGACUAGGCGGCUUGAUCCUCUCGAACACCACACGUCUAAUCAUAGAUCGAAUCAACGUCAAGUGGGCACUGAUAAUAAACGGUAUUAUAUCAUUGGUCUGCUUGGUGCCCGCUAUCAUACUGCUGAAAGGUAGACAUAAGGCUAUAGGAGCGAGACAAGCUCCAUUAGAACUCAAAUGGUUAUGGCAUCCUGGGUUUUUAUGGGUUUGGUUGUGGGCUGCUUUUACCAUGAUGGCUUACUUCAUCGCCCUUUACUCCCUCGCUUCAUUCGCUACUUCCGGUCUCAACCUUUCUCAAACGCAAGGAGCAGCUCUCCAAUCUAUUCUAUCAGCAGGACAAAUGAUCGGUCGACCAAUUUGGGGUUAUUUCCUCGAUACGGGUGGUCGAAUCAAUCUCACCAUGAUCUGUUAUAUCAUAUGUGGUAUUUCCUCAUUAGCAAUUUGGUUACCAGCGAAAUCAUUUGGUGUAUUGAUUUUCUUCGCUCUCGUACAAGGUAUGACAGGAGGAACGAUUUGGUCAGCAGCUACACCGGUUGUAGCUAAAGUCGUAGGAGUGAAGGAUUUAGCUUCAGCAUUAUCCAUAUUCUGGUUGAUAUUAGUGAUACCCGCAUUAGUCGGUCAACCGAUCGCAAUCGCUUUAUUGGAUUAUAGUGUUUCGCAUCUUGGAAGAUCAGGUGCAGAAGCUUAUUAUAUCAGUAUUGGAUUUUGUGGUGGGAUGGCUUUGUUCGCUGCUGGAUUAUUGUAUGGUGCGAAAAGGUGGUUGCAAGGUAGUUGGAAGGUGUUACAGAGAACUUAA